GCCGGACGACGAGGCGGCUGACUGUGGCGCCGGCGGGGCGUCGCACGCAGGCGGCACGGGGGCCGGUAUCCGAACACCGACAGCACUGGUGUCUUAUCUCUCCUACCAUACGCCCGAGCUGCCGGUGCCCCACUACCAUUACCUGCCGCACGCGCACAUGCAGCCGGUGGGCUUCCACGGUCUGCACAUCUCCAUAUCACCGAUGCCACCGCAUCCGGGCGUGCCCGUCGGGCCGCUGCUGAUGCCGCCGCCGACGCCCGGGCCGCCGCUGUCGCCGGUGCACCUGGUGGACGAGCACUACCUGUACCUGAUGUCGCAGCUGGAGUCGGCCCGGCACGGCGGCUCGCCGCGGGGCGCCACGCACACACAGAUCGAGCGCAACACACUGCCGCAUCGCUACCGGGCGCAGCGUGCGGGGGCAGAGUCGGUGGACCGGGAGAAAUGCACCAUCUGUCUGUCGGAGUUCGAGGACGGGGAAUGCGUGAGACGGCUGCCGUGCAUGCACCUGUACCACAUCGACUGCGUGGACCAGUGGCUGGCGACCAGCCGCCGCUGUCCGAUCUGCCGGGUCGACAUCGAGGCGCAUCUCACCAAAGACUACUCGACCAUGUAGCGGCCGGCCGGGCGCCGGCCGCGGCUUCGGGCCACCGCCUCGGGCCACCGCUGGCCGCGUCCCGGACCCGCACCGCGCGCGCGCGCGGUGUCUCUUCGCACGCUCAUCUCCCCUAUCUGUGGUUUUGCCAAUCUUGGGGUCAUGCGUCUCUGAAAUGGCUUGCUUCAGUAGUGUCCCUUGAACUGGAGGUUGUGGGAAUGCGUUAAUUGUGUUGGGACAUGCUUUCAACAUGUAACAAGGUUUCAGCGCAUUUACGUGGUUGCACCUGUUACAACGGGUGCUGUUUCUUUUGACCGUGUUCGCUGGCACCAUCCGCUCAUUGUCACGUAUCGCACACACCGGGCCUGGCUGGUCUGUGUAUUUCUUUAGCUAACUACACAGAUGAUGACUCGGUGUCGUCACUGACGCCGCUCAAGUAUCGUCGCUGGCGCCGCUCACGUGUCGUCGCUGGCGUCGCUCAGGUGUUGUCGCUGGCGCCGCUCAGGUGUCGUCGCUGGCGCCGCUCACGUGUCGUCGCUGGCGCCGCUCACGUGUCGUCGCUGGCGCCACUCAGGUGUCGUCGCUGGCGCCGCUCACGUGUCGUCGCUGGCGCCGCUCAGGUGUUGUCGCUGGCGCCGCUCAG
Messenger RNA from Pollicipes pollicipes, 1235 nucleotides. RefSeq names its product E3 ubiquitin-protein ligase RNF165. Gene Ontology annotation, molecular function: ubiquitin protein ligase activity. Gene Ontology annotation, cellular component: nucleus. Lineage: Eukaryota; Metazoa; Arthropoda; Thecostraca; Pollicipedomorpha; Pollicipedidae. The transcript is spliced from 5 exons. Bases 158 to 613 code for a protein of 151 amino acids. The record is from RefSeq and is a predicted model, not a curated record.